UUUCCGCAUUUGGAGAACACAAGGGGAUUAGUCAAAGAAAAAAAACGCAUGUGUUUACCUGACGUUAAUCCGUUGCUCCUCCUGCGAUCAAAGAGUCAAGAUCUGCCAUGGAGAGAGACUCGGCCAACUGCAUGAUUAGCUCGCUAUUUUUGCAUUUGAUGCAUGCAUGCAGAGGCACCCAUGCGCCCACAUCCAAUCGCGCGGUAGCUCACCGUUCUUGCGUUCGUUCGUUUCCCCACCUGCGCGUUGGUGAUAGGCAGGAUUUCUUUCUGUCGCCCUGUGGUAUUUUUCAUCUUCGUGCGGUAUUUCCACUCUGUUUGUUUCCUGUUCUUCCUUCCGGCUUCAGACCAAUCAUCUCCUGUUGGAAGCCUGUGAAAUUCUCCGCGUCGCAAGCAGGUGAACCAUGGCUGCUCAGCCAAAGAAGAGGACUGUACUAGAAAGUGGAGAUGGAGGUCUUGGUCUUGGCCUUGCUGCAUUUAUUGCAAAUGGUGAAGAUUUGGGUCCUAUCAUUCGGCAUGCAUUUGAGUCUGGUAAACCUGAAGCUCUCAUGCAAAACCUCAGGAGUAUUGUAAAGAAAAAAGAAGUUGAGAUUGAAGAGCUAUGCAGGCUUCAUUACGAGGACUUCAUCCUGGCCGUUGAUGAACUACGUGGUGUGUUGGUUGAUGCCGAUGAGCUAAAGAGCAUGCUAACAGGUGAGAACUUAAACCUGCAGGAGGUUUCUAGUGCCUCAUUGUUGAAGCUUGAUGAACUUUUUGAGUUAUAUUCGGUUAAGAAAAACUUAGGAGAGGCCACAAGAACGUUGAAGAUAUGUGUGAAAGUCAUCAGUUUAUGCAUGGCAUGCAAUGGUUAUAUUGCAGAAGCUAAGUUUCAUCCUGCGCUUAAGACUUUGGACUUGAUCGAGAAGGGCUACUUGCAAAAUAUUCCUCUGAAGCUUCUGAAGAAGGUAGUUGCAAAACAUAUACCAUUGAUAAAGAUGCACAUUGAGAAGAAAGUUUGCAGCGAGUUUAAUGAUUGGCUUGUUCAUAUCAGAAGGAUGGCUAAGCAGAUUGGACAGGUCUCAAUAAGUCAGGCCUCUUUGGCUCGACAAAAAGAUGAGGAAAUGCGUGUCCAGCAUAGAGAGGCUGAAGAACAUAGCGAUGCUAGACCAGAUGGGCAUACUUACACCUUGGAUGUAGAGAAUACAGAUGAGGAAUCAACACUGAAUUUUGAUCUCACGCCAGUGUACCGAGCUCAUCAUAUGCACAUACGCCUUGGUAUCGGGGAGAAGUUCCGAGAUUAUUACUACAAGAAUAGGCUCAUGCAACUCAACUUGGACAUGCAAAUCUCCACCUCACAACCCUUCCUUGAGUCCCAUCAACCCUUACUUGCUCAGGUAGCUGGAUUUUUCAUUGUUGAACAACGUGUACUUCGAAGUGCGGAUGGCUUGUUGUCUGAGAGCCAGGUUGAAACAACAUGGGAGACUGCUGUUGCUAAGAUCACAUCUAUAUUGGAAGAUCAAUUUGCUCGCAUGAGUAUAGCCAGCCACCUCCUUCUCGUUAAAGACUAUGUCACUUUGUUAGGCACAACUGUUAGUAAGUAUGGCUAUCAAAUCACACAAUUGAUUCAAGUCAUUGAGAAAAACAAGGACAAAUACCACCAGUUGCUUCUUAUUGAAUGCCGAAAGAAGAUAGAGGAUAUCCUUGGUAAUGACUCAUAUGAACAGAUGAUUAUAAAGAAGGAAUAUGAGUAUAACAUGAAUGUCACAGCAUUCCAUUUUGAACCCGAUGAUGUGAUCCCAGAGUUUCCAUAUAUGGCGUCAUUUUCCUCUGGUGUUCCUGAUGUUUGUCGUAUCGUUCGGUCCUUCAUUGAGGAUUCUAUCAGCUAUUUGUCAUACAGUGGUCGCAUGAACUAUGAAGUUGUGAAAGGUUACCUAGACAGGCUAUUGAUUGAGGUAUUAAAUAAUAGUCUUCUGAACAUGAUUUAUGCUCGCUCGUUGGCCAUGUCACAGAUGAUGCAACUUGCAGGAAAUAUCUCCGUUCUUGAGCAAGCCUGUGAUAUGUUCCUCUUGUUUUGUGCUCACCUGUGUGGCAUUCCGAAGCGUAUUGCUCAGAGAUCUCAUUCUGGUUUGACUGCCAAAGCUGUCCUAAAAGCCUCCCAGAAUGCAGCAUACAAUGCAUUGAUAAAUUUAGCCAAUUUCAAGAUUGAUGAAUUUAUGGUGCUCUUGGACGAUGUCAACUGGAUAGUGGAGGAAGCCCCGGAUAAUCCAAAUGACUAUAUGAAUGAGGUCCUUAUCUAUCUUGAAACGCUAGUGUCAACAGCACAGGCGAUUUUACCACUCGAAGCUCUAUACAAGGUGGUUUCUGGUGCAGUGAGCCACAUCUCGGACUCCAUCAUGACAACGCUUCUUAAUGACGGCGUGAAAAGGUUCACUGUCAAUGCAGUUAUGGGCAUUGACAUUGACUUGAAAUUACUGGAGGCAUUCGUGGAUGAUAAAUUUCAGAGCACUGGUUUGGCAGAUUUGGGUAAGGAAACAACAUUCGCCGAUUGUUUGGUUGAAAUAAGGCAACUCGUAAAUCUCCUCCUCAGCAGCCAGCCAGAGAAUUUCAUGAAUCCAGUGAUAAGGAUGAGGAACUAUGGAUCAUUAGACUACAAGAAGGUUGCCAUCGUUUGUGAUAAGUACAAGGAUUUUGCAGACGGGUUGUUUGGAAGCCUUUCAAACCGCAACAAGCAGGAUGCUCGCAAGAAGUCCAUGGAUGUUCUGAAGAGAAGGCUGAAGGAUUUCAGCUAAUUUAGGUUUAGGAAUGUUUGCCUUUGUAAAUAAACUGACGAUGCGCCGCUGAAAUUGAUGUUUCUUUCCUCCUCUUUGGGGACUGCUUGUGUCUGACAAUCUACCUCAAUUUCCAAAUAGACACAUUGAAUUGGUCAAGUUUUGAAUCCUCAGUCUUGAUUAGUACUAGGGUUGAAUUGCUAUUUGCCAGUCAUGUUAGAUUCCUUGGGUCCAAUUACUGCAGCACAGGUGUCGAAUAUCACCUGACUUCAUUUCUUUUUCUCGUCGUAAAAGCAUCUUCCAAAAGUGACGUGCAUAAAAGAUCAUGCUAAUAU
Molecule: messenger RNA, 3081 nt
Organism: Oryza brachyantha (malo sina)
Lineage: Eukaryota; Viridiplantae; Streptophyta; Magnoliopsida; Poales; Poaceae
Product: exocyst complex component SEC15A-like
Exons: 2
Coding region: 404-2767 (787 amino acids)
Biological process (GO): intracellular protein transport; exocytosis; Golgi to plasma membrane transport
Cellular component (GO): membrane; exocyst
Source: RefSeq, a predicted model, not a curated record